This is a messenger RNA of Syngnathoides biaculeatus (alligator pipefish), 3350 nucleotides long. Its product is annotated as protein SSUH2 homolog. Bases 108 to 1178 code for a protein of 356 amino acids. NCBI's taxonomy places the organism in Eukaryota, Metazoa, Chordata, Actinopteri, Syngnathiformes, Syngnathidae. The record is from RefSeq and is a predicted model, not a curated record. The transcript has 12 exons.
GUGGCCUGUUUUAUUUUUGCCGCGAGCGUGGGGUUGUGAAACCUCCUCAGCUGACGUCUUUUGCAACAUUUUUCUCCGCAGUGGAACAAGUCUCGCUCGCCGGCAGGAUGAACAACGCAGCUUUUCCGCCUGGUGCCGCGCCCACCGACAACAUGUUCAACAAUAUGCCCGGGUACGAGGGCAUGGGCCAAGGCGGAGGAGGUUUCUUGCCGCCGCCCAUGCCCGCGGAGCCCGUGGCGCCGCCUCAACCGGGGCCCGAACCCGAGGACUGGAGCAUCCCAUCUCUGUCUGAGGACGUCGCCCGCGAGGCGUUCAAGAGCUUCGCCGCGUCCAACUGCUGCUACAGCAAAGCGCCCGCCAACGACGGCGUCAUCACGCAGAUGGAGCCCUUCAACACCUACAGGUACCGACUGGAAACGUACACCGAGUCCAGGUCAACCGAGUGGGGCCACAAGCCGCAUGAAGGCGAGAUGCCGGACUUCUACACCCAGACGGCCCCCCGCCCCUGGGAGAUCCAGGCCACGCCCCCCAGCCUGUUCACCAAUCACACGGAGCUGAUCCGCGUACCCUACACCUCGUCCGUAAAGGAUUGCCAGGACUGCGGCGCCACAGGCAAGGAGCCCUGCAAGGAGUGCAACGGAAGCGGACAUAAACCGUGCUGGGUGUGUCACGGCUCAGGCACCAGAGACGAUCAGGACUGCUCCCGCUGCAACUCUACGGGCAAAGAAAGGUGCAGGAAGUGCGACGCUCGUGGCUUCGACAACUGCGACACAUGUAAAGGAAAGCGACAACUUCUGACCUUCAUCCAGCUCAAAGUGGAAUGGACAAACCACGUGGACGAUCACGUGGUGGAGCAGAACAGCGGCUUGAAGAUCGACGACCUGCGCUCAGUGAGCGGCAAGGAGCUCUUCAAGGACAACCAGUACCUGUUGUACCCGCUGAUGGGCUUCCCCGACCCGGCCAUCCCCGACGCGUCGGCCCGCCUCCUCCAGGAGCACCAGGGCAAGUACGCCGGGACCUCCAGGAUCCUGCAGCAGAGGCAGACGGUGGAGUUGAUCCCGAUCACAAAAGUUUGCUACAAGUGGAAAGGCGACUCUCACGUGUUCUACGUGUUCGGCAACGAGCAGCAAGUGAUGGCCGACAACUACCCGGCCAAAUGCUGCUGCGUCAUCCUCUAGAGUCCGGACGCAGGAAGUCACGCCUCCUCCGCUUCCUGUUCUCGGGUCGUCGCCUGAAAGAAAACUUCAGAAAUGUCAGCAAAUCGUGGAUGGUGGGGGAAAAAAAAUGCCCGAAAUUAUGCCUUCUAUUCUCAAUUCAAACGGUUUAACUACUGUGACUGUCGUUUAAAAUUUGAUAGAAUUUGAAAAAAAAAAAAAAAUCUGCCCUCGUCCAAUUAAAUUUAAAAAUCAUUUAUGAUGAGUCAAAAAAGUAUGGAGCCCCUAAGGGACAUUGAAAAAAAAAAAAAACUAACUAGUUUCUCAUUGUAAUGAGAAACUUUCUCAUUGUAAUGAGUAACUAGACCAUUGCAUCUGUGCAUGUAUAAAAGACCCUUAUUCCUUAUUCAGGAAGCUACCGCUAGCAGGUAAAGAAGCUACGACCCAUAGGUAGCCGUUUUUCGACCCUCUCAUCGUAAUGAGUAACUUACUCAUGAGUUACAAUGAGUAAGUUACUCAUUGCAAUGAGGAAGUUACUCAUUGCAAUGAGGAAGUUACUCAUGAGUAAGUAAUUGUAAUGAGUUACAAUUACAAAGAGAAACUUACGACAAUGAGUAACAUACUCAUUGUAAUGAGUCACUUACUCAUUACAAUGAGAAUUUUUUUUUCAAUGUCCCUUUAGGAGCUCUGGAAUACAAACUUACUCAUGAGUUAGAAUGAGUAACUUACUUGUAUAUAUAUAUUACUUGUAAGUUACUCAUUACAAUUAUAAAGUUACUGAUUACAAUGAGAAACUGGUUAGUUUUUUUCUUCAAUGUCCCUUUUGGGUCUCUGUAAAACGAAUUUACUCAUGAGUUAGACUGAGUAACUUACGAGUAAGUAAUGAGUAAGUUUCUCAUUACAAUGAGUAAAUUACUCAUUACAAUGAAUAACUUACUUAAAACAAUGACAAAGUUACUCAUUACAAUGAGAAACCAGUUUUUUUUUUCCAUGUCCCUUUAGGGGCUCCGUAAAAAAGUCAUUAUGAUCUAGACUCAGAAAAUUUGGAUGCAUUUUGUUAGGUGGGGUUUAGCUACUUUCUCUAGAUUUAAAAAUAUCGAAAAAAAACUGUAUUCAUUAUGAUAUAAUAAAAUUAUGUAAUAUCUAAUUUUUUUCAAUUAUAAAUAAAUUAAUUGAUAGGUGUACAAUGCAAUAUUAUAAUAGUUGAAAUCAAUGUAUUUUACAUUUUGAUAUGAAUUAAAAUGUAAUAUUUAGUUAGAUGGUGGGGAAAAUAGUUAGAUCGUUGGCCUCACAGUUCUGAGGUCCAGGGUUCAAUCCCGGCCCCGCCAGUGUGGAGUUUGCACGUUCUCCCUGUGCCUGCGUGGGUUUUCUCCGGGUCGGCACUCUAGAUGUGCCCCGAGUGAUGUGAUUGCGAGCGCGAGUGUCUGUCUGCGUGUGCCCUGCGAUUGGCCGGCGACCAGUUCAGGGUGUUACCCUGACACACUGGGAAUGGUUCCAACACUACCGCGAUCCUUGUGAGGAUCCGUGGCUCAGAAAAUGUACAGAUGGGUGGAUGGAUAUUUAGUGAGAUAAAUUACUCGAUAACCAGAUUUUUUUUGGAACAUUUAAAACAAUGUUACAUGCAUUUGUACUCGUGGUCGUAUCUGUGUGCCUGGCAUGUGCCAACCACUCGGCUCAUGUCCAAAUGAUUCCGUUUACAUUCGUUUUCACAACGAUUACCUCACACGGCUGUCAAAGAAACAACAGAUUUUGUUGUUGAGAUCAACUUUUUGCCUUUAUUCGCCGGGAAAAAACAAAUUGCGAGGAGACGGUAUUCAAAUGUCCGUCAGGAAACUCUGGUGCCCCCAUCUGGCUGCUUCCAAUACAACAGACGGCCGUUGCCUUAUAGUACAGUAAGUAACCUCACUUAGUUGAAAUAUGUACCGUAGCAAUGUCUGACGUAUUUUUCAAUACAUAAGCUGUUCAGUAUGUAUCCAACAUUUUACACGCCUUUCCGACCCGAUGGUUUGUCCUGUGACAUUUUCACUACUGCAUGCGAGUGAAUAUUUAGAAUAGAAUUUAGAGUAGCUGCUAAUUAAUCUGCUGGUUGAUUUGAUGAAUAAUUUUUUUGAUGGAUGACUUGAUGAUGAUGGCCCCCGGUGUAGUCAGUAGUACUCUUCGUUGUAGUCCUGUUCCUGUGUAAACAAAUAAACAGUC